GCCGUGGAAGCCUCAGGACCAAAGCCAAUUGAAGCUUUUCAGCAACAUGGCAUCUAUGGAGGAGUUUCGCCCAGACCCCAGAAUCCCACGGCAGCUAGUCGACCUUCUUAUUGCCAAUUACAGUGUUCCAAAAGCCUGCUUCUCGAAACCCCCUGCCGCGUCCCAGCUGCCACAUCAACUGGACACACUGCAUCUCUGCACUUUUGGAAUUCUGACCACACUUGUCGUUAUAUCUUUGAUCCUGUACUUGGAAGAAGCCUUCUACCUCAGAAGGAAAGUGCUCUGUCCAGUUAAGAGGAAAACACUCCUGUGGAGCAGUGCAUCACCCACGAUAAUCGGCAUUUUUAGCUGUUUUGGACUAUGGAUCCCUCGUGCUUCCAUGUUUGUGGAUAUGGGUAUAAGCACGUAUUUUGCCAUCUGUUUCUACCUGAUUCUGACAGUUAUUAUCGAAGGUUUUGGAGGAAAGAAUGCACUGGUUAAGAAAAUGGAAAAUACUGAUGUCAAUAUCAACACUGGGCCUUGUUGCUGUUGCUGCCCCUGCCUGCCCCGCAUUAAGCUCACAAAGCAGAAGGUAACCAUCUUUACCUUGGCUGUUAUCCAGAUGGCAUUCAUGAAACCCAUAUUCAAUUUCAUUGGUUUGUUCCUUUGGGCUGAUGGAAUCUUUAACCCAGACGAUAUCUCAGCUCAGAGCCUUGCUCUUUGGAUGGGCACAAUUAUUGGCUUCUCCACCAUAAUUGCUCUUUGGCCCAUAGGAAUUCUUUUUCGCCAGGCCAAAAUGAAUCUCAGUGAACAAAACAUUGGGGCCAAGUUUGCAGUUUUCCAGAUCCUACUCAUCUUGACAACUGUGCAAACUUCUAUCUUCAGUAUUCUGGCAGGUGCAGGCCAAAUACCAUGUUUCCCUCCAUAUUCAUCUAAAGCCAGAUCUCAAUUAAUGAACAACAAUCUGCUCAUAGUGGAGACUUUUCUCCUGUCCAUUGUGGCCAGAAAUGCAUACAGAAAGAGAGACGAAGAGGCAGGAUUCAGCUCUAAAACACAACAUGCAUGAUCAAAGAAGAAGAGUACUUCAUUAUACAUGUGCAAGCCAUUUCUUUCCAAAAAAACUGCUUCUGACUGCUAUUUUUUUCUCAGGUGUGUCAUUAUCAACAUCUUGUGGCAGGUUCCACUGUUUGUCAACAAAUAGUUUCUACUGUGUAUGAAAAUUGUUCAAGAUAUUAAACCUUAGUUGAGAGUUAGACAGUGAUUUUCUAAGAUAAUUUGCAACUGAUCCCUAUUUAUUAAAGGGAAUGGAAAGUGAUCAUUGCACCUACUUACCCCACUAUGAUAAAAUAUGCACAAUUUUUAUGCAAAGUACACGGUAUAAUAAAUGCAAUGAAAACCCAGGGAACUCUUAGCCCUUUGCACCUGCAUACGCAACUGACUUGAGCCUAGAGAAUUACACGACACUGCUCUUAUUGACAUCAUCAAAGUGACACCAUUUACACAGAAAUGCAAUAAGGAAGAUCCACACCCUAAUUUGCCCACCUUUAGUGGGUGCCUGCGAUGAAUGUAAUAAUGGAAUUCUGGGAAAAACACCGUGAUUUAUGUCUGAUUUUGUAGACUUUUCAGGGAGAGCUGCUUUGGUAAAUUAGGCUUAAAAUUGGUUUCUUUGGUUGGCAGACUUGGUGCAAAUUUUUAGAAAUUCUACUGUUUCAUUCUGUAACUCACGUAUGUUCAUAUAUUGUAAGACCACUGUUUGUUCUAAUAUUAUUGUAAAGAGCUGUGAAACUUGCUGGCACCAUAUAAAUAAAUGAUUACAUAACCCACAA
Messenger RNA from Xenopus laevis (African clawed frog), 1805 nucleotides. RefSeq names its product solute carrier family 51 alpha subunit S homeolog (gene slc51a.S). The coding region runs from base 47 to 1045 and encodes 332 amino acids. The record is from RefSeq and is a predicted model, not a curated record. Lineage: Eukaryota; Metazoa; Chordata; Amphibia; Anura; Pipidae. The transcript has 9 exons.